ACACCCAUGCAACCCUUGCGACCCCCCUUUUUGGAUCUUACGUGAAGAAAGGCGGUAGCCUACACGCAAAUAGCCGGCUCGCACGGGACGCGGCUUGCUAGCCGAUCGCCGACUCUACUGCUCUGCCAUGAAGAUGCUUAGUGUUGAAUGAUACCUAAAGGAAGUAUAAAUCCAUGUUUUUGCACACUCUCCCUCCACCCACCUGUCUGGUUCUUCCACGUUCGGCGCAAAUUGGAGCGAAAAUCUUGACGUUGCUGGUUACCAUAAGUGUUACAGAGAGUGCUUUGCAAAUGCAAUCUGCGUCCCAAUAUCCCUUCCCGCAAUACGCAAACCCUGACGAAGACUGGACCAAGAUAUCGGAUUUCGAGGAGCGCCGUCGGAUACAAAGCAGGAUUGCUCAACGCAAAUAUCGUAAGCGUCCCCUAUUCAAUUGGGUUUUCGAGCAGAACACUACAUAGGUUUCUGAGCUCACUUUAUUCUCUGACAUAUUCCAGGCAUGAAAAAGAAGGAGGCGUCGAGUCAAUCACAGGCUACAAUGGACCAGAGCAUUGAGACAACUGAGCUUGCAACCAAUUGUCCGACCAGCCCUGUGGACAUUCCCAGGCUGCCUAACAUUGACACUGGAAAUCAAGCCCACGGACCUCAGCAAUUGUACCCAUCCAUAGGAGAGGUUCCCCAACAGUACAACCCCAACGUUUCUUCGCUGAAUCUGGGUUUUGAGACGGCUGGGCUGGCAGGGGAGGAAUUGGGCGACUUUCACCCAGACCUCACCGGAACCUGCACAGACAACAAUCCCCACGGAAUGCAUUCCCAACUGCUUCCUACUCCUCCUACCGAUGCGGCUGAUAUCUUGGCACGACCUCCACCUGGACCGCCACCGUCAGGGUCGUAUUACUCUCACACUAGCGGCCCGAGCCCGCAGUCACCAACACACACCCCGCAUUCGCACGACUAUCACGGUCCCGAAAGCCACCAUCAACACUUCUCACCGCGGGCGGUGAGCAAGAGCACCAUGAUAUCGCCACGACACCCCCCAUUUCCGACCAUCCCUCAACAACCACCCUGUGCUUAUUCACCUCCGCCAACUACCGUCUUUGGUUCCUCAUACUUUUGCGCGGGGAGUCCGCGGAUGCCGACGCACAGUCCCUAUCAAAACCGCUCUCGUAAGCCGCACUUGCAGCACUGUCAGCCAUCAAACCAUGAAUGGACGCCUUGGCCGGAUCGAUGCCGGCGGUCUAGUAAUCAUGAAUGCGUCAGUUUUUCGUAUCAGUGUAUGGGCAAUUACUCCAAUCAACGUCCUCCAUGCUCGUGCCUGCCUGGCUCGGGACCAGCAUCAUACCAAUUACCCCAGCCUAAUGGCCGUUGCCAUCCACAUAACCCGUAUGCAGACAGGGCGCCCACAUAUCAUCCUUGGACAGGCUUAGGCGAAUCUACCCCUGCUGGGUAUGGACCAUGGCAGGCUGCUCGCGGAGCAGGUGCAAUUGAUCCUGACAUGGACGCCGCACUUCCACUCUCGACCAAACGAGAUUGCUGCUGUGGGAGAUGUUAGGAAAUGCGCUAUGAAACAUGAUGUGGACAUAGAGUGUACGGGUGGAACGGCGUUUCACGAAGAUGCAUGAAGCGUGUUUAGAAACAUGAUUAGUACAUGCUGAGCUAUCAAGCUAUGUCGUGUACGGCCGUAGCUAGGCAUUGCGAAUAUACAGUAGAAUUUUACAUACAGACAAGCUCGUACCUACCACGUUCUGCAGCACUCUCCGCCGAUAUGUGGGACACGACCAUGUCGCCAUGUUGAGC
Molecule: messenger RNA, 1794 nt
Organism: Westerdykella ornata
Lineage: Eukaryota; Fungi; Ascomycota; Dothideomycetes; Pleosporales; Sporormiaceae
Exons: 1
Coding region: 497-1549 (350 amino acids)
Source: RefSeq, a predicted model, not a curated record